AUUAAAAUCUUUAAUUUUCAUUUUUCAAAUUAUGGCAGAAUAAACAUAAGACAAACAAUUCAAGGGAGUUAAGAAGUUCACUUACAGAGGUCUCUAACUUGAAGAGUUGGUUAAACUACCUAUGGAUAAAUUAGUGGAAUAAUUCAGAGCAAGAUAAAGAAGAAGAAUCUCAAAUCAAGGGGAAAAAGUACAUGCUUUCUAAAAUUUAAUGAAAAAGAUUAGAAAAAGCAAGAAGGAAACAUUGCCUGGUGAAAAACCAAAACCAGUCAAGACUCAUUAAAGAAACACAAUUGUUGUUCCAGAAAUGGUUGGUUCAAUUGUUGGAGUUUAUAAUGGAAGAUAAUUUAGCAAUGUUGAAAUAAAGUUUGAUAUGAUUGGCAGAUAUUUGGGUGAAUUUUCAUUAACCUAUAAACCAACUAGACACGGAAAGCCAGGUGUAGGUGCAACUAAAGGAUCUUAACACACAGAUUGAUAUUAUGGAUUUAAAAGUACAUUAAAUUAAUUUAUAUAUAUUUUUAUUUUU
Paramecium tetraurelia is the source of this 523-nucleotide messenger RNA. RefSeq lists its product as uncharacterized. The transcript is spliced from 3 exons. Gene Ontology annotation, molecular function: structural constituent of ribosome; RNA binding. NCBI's taxonomy places the organism in Eukaryota, Ciliophora, Oligohymenophorea, Peniculida, Parameciidae. Gene Ontology annotation, biological process: translation; ribosomal small subunit assembly. Gene Ontology annotation, cellular component: ribosome; cytosolic small ribosomal subunit. The record is from RefSeq and is a predicted model, not a curated record.